Messenger RNA from Danio aesculapii, 2514 nucleotides. It is a transcript of the gene odr4, whose product is annotated as odr-4 GPCR localization factor homolog. Lineage: Eukaryota; Metazoa; Chordata; Actinopteri; Cypriniformes; Danionidae. Bases 211 to 1572 code for a protein of 453 amino acids. The transcript has 15 exons. The record is from RefSeq and is a predicted model, not a curated record. Gene Ontology annotation, cellular component: endomembrane system. Gene Ontology annotation, biological process: intracellular protein localization.
AUCAGCUGUUUGGAGAAGUGUGCAUGAUCUAAAGGUUGGGUGUCCCUUGCAAGAGUAUGAUCACAUUUUGGCGUUCAGAUACUUGCUGGAAAACACCUGAUUUGGACAAAACAAUCUGAGAUUUUAAUACUGGCCCUUCACCGAUAAUUAGCCACGACAUGAACAUGAUUUCACAGAAGAUUUGUCAUGACAUAAAGUCGAUUAAGCAGAAUGGGAAGGAGUUACUUUGUAGAUGAAGCUGUGGAGGAAUAUCUUAGUGGUCUUCAGGCAGCUCCCGGAUCAUGUGUCACAGGACUCCUGGCUGGUCAUUCAUCUCCUCAGAGGGAUUUUGUGGUGUUAGCAGUGCAAACUCCUCACAGGGAGAGCGAGGGGCAGACGAAAGCUACGGCUAGAGGGAGCGCACUCGAUGACAUUGAUGUGGCGUGGCUGACAGAACAUGCCAAGCAGGUGUCCCGCAUGCUGCCAGGAGGUCUGUGUAUUCUUGGCCUGUUUAUAGUAACUCCACCUGAACUCUCCAAAGAUGCCAACAACACUUUAAAAAGGCUUAUAUUUGCCAUGGAUAAGUACAUAACUAAGGGAAGACUGUGGGACCUGUCAGAGGAGGACGUGACUGAGCGAGUUACCCUGCACAUCUGCUCCAAAACGAAGAAAGCUGUUUGCAAAACAUUUGAUGUAAAAGAUCCAAAGAGUUCGGCCAAGCCAGCAGACUGGAAGUAUCAGACAGGAGUCUCUUCAUCCUGGCCCAUGCUAACCUGCACUGCUGAGGUGGAUCUGCAGAUUCCCCUGACAGGAUCUUCCUCUGAUGACACAGAAAAGUGCAUGAAGGAUGGUCUUAUGAGGUGGGCUAAACAGAUUGAGACUGGUUACUGUCUCAUAAGUGGCAGACAGGCAUUAGACGACACUGAACUGUUCCUAGGACAGAAAAAGAACCCAAAGACAAGUCAUCGUCAGACACUCCCUGUGCGAAUCCUUGUCUCAGAUGAGAGGUCAGAUGUGGAUGAGCGGUGCAGUGCUGUGGUUCAAGUGUGCAGUGGCUCCAUGAGGGUUCGAGGAGUGGUUCACUGCAGGGCUUAUAUGAACAACAACAAACCCAAAGCCAGACAUGCAGCGCAGGCUAUUAAAAAAGACAUCAUAAACACAGUUUCCUCCAGAGUGGAGAUGUUUCUAGAAGAUCUUUUAAUGAGUGAAGGGAGUCACAAAGGUCUUUCCACUGGCCAACAAGCUCUUCCUCGCCGUGUGUUUGCCCCAAUGCCCUUUUCCAGCCUGUCUGUGUGUGACUACAUGUUCCCAGAUGAAAACACAGCUGAUGUGGCAGAUCGUCUGAAAGAGAUGCUGGACUGUGAAACACCAGUAGAGGACAUAGACAUAAGUCUGGAGAGCAACCAGUUACUUUCCACUGGAUCGGUGAUAACUGACAGCCACAAUGAUGAUUCCAAUGAACAUAUCAACUCAGAAGUCCAAAAUGAAAACCUCAAAAUUCAGAAAGCCCCUCAAUACUAUGCUGGUGUUGCAGUGUCAGCAGCCAUUGCUCUCCUCGCCAUGGCCGUAUCUCUGCUGUAUCUGAGUGAAUGAAAAUGGAAAUAGUAAAUAUGUUAGCAUGAGUGUACAAGUGAGUGAGUAUGUGAAAUAUACUGUGUGAUCUUAAAAAAUCAUUUCAGUUAUAAUUCUUUAAUAGAGUAAAAAAAAAAAGUAAAAUAAUGUAAAAAAUAUACACGUACAAAUAUUUGACAGUCAUUAACAUUACAUAACAUUUACCUUCUCACCUCACUGAUGGCUUCAUUAUAGGACAUGAUUUGAAAUUAAAAUAUUCAGGCCAGUUCUGGUGUCGCCUGUCAAAGCAUUUUUUUAACGAAAAUGGUUUGUUGUGUGGACAUUGUUGUGUCUUUGAAUGGUUGCCACAGAGUUGGAAAAACAGCAUUUCCAAUAUAUCUCAAGGUGUUAUUUGGUUAAUAACAUACCAGAUACCUAAAGUGCAACUUACGCAAUCACGUGUCUUGUUUUUUUCCUUUUUGCUUUCUUUGUUGUGCGAUUCUCACCUGGCAUGUAGCCCUUUAGUAAUCUCUAAUAACAGAUGUGUUCAUAACAAAUCAAAAGAAAACAAAAACAGUUGUCAACUUAUGUGUCUUUGGUGAAUGUCUGAGGUUUGCUUAAAGUGCUGUCUUUGUCUUAAACGUUUUCACGAUCAAACCAGCUUUGUCUGGCUUCUGUUACCACUCAAAAUGUCAUACAGGAACUGAUGUAUUGAAAAUAACUGAACGGAAAAUGCCCUAGGCGUAAAAUAUAAUUGACGUAGAAAUGUUUUGUGUGGGUCCUGAUGUCAUUCAAUGACACUCCACAAAUGUAAAUCAAUCUUUAUCACACCAAGUACACUGUAGAAAUUGAUUUGUUACUUUAAACCUGUUGUAAUUCAGAACCUUUUAGUUAAUGUUCAUAAUUUUGCACAUAGUUCAUUUACCUAAUUUUAAGGCAACAGGUGUACACCCUUUUUAAGUAAAGUCAACUUAAUUGCUUAAA